UACACUAUUUACUACCCUUUACAUUUCGGUUACGUUCAGGUUUGAUUAAAUCAAUUUCUACUUUUUUCAGUAUAGCGCAACUCAGUUCAGUUCAAUUUAAUGCAACUGGAUUGCUUUCAGCUCAGCUAAGUUCAAUAAAAUUCAGUUCUAUUCAGUUCUAUUAAAUUCAAUAUAGGACAAUGCAUUUCAAUUCAGUUCAGUUUAAUUAAACUUCAGUUAAUAGUAUUGCAGUUCAGUACAUCCAUUGUGUAUGCCUGGUUAUUCUUGUGGGGUUGCGAAUCAUCCCUAGGGGUCUUUGGGUCAGCGGUGGGGUACACCCUAGACAGAUCAUCAGAGGGCCACAGAGAACAGACAACUAUGCACACACACACACACACACACACACACACACACACACACACACACACACACACACACACACACACACACACACAUGUCUGACGGCACCUAAAGCUGUAUUGUAAGUGAAUGGUUUUCUUGCAUUGCAUUUUCACCUUAAUCUAGCUGUUAACUGUUUCAUGCACUCUUGCUUAUGUAUCUGUGAAUAAUUUUAGAGGACAAUUUAACUGUACAGCCUGUUUUUAAAUAUUUGUAUCAAGCUAUUUUGAGACAUUUUCAGGAAAUUGGGAUGUUUUCUAGCCUGUUCCAAGAAUAUCACUACAGUAUUCUCAAUUAUUACUCAAUUUACAUGAUAAUAUCCUUAUUGUGGCUUCAGCUUAGAGAAAUAAUAAUCUUUUUAGCACAGAGAUUACAACAUUAGAUAAUAACUCAACUGCAUUCUUGUAAAAAAAAAUGCUACAAUAAAAUAACAAAAACAAAUGUCUGCGAUGGACAGAUGACUAAGUUAGGCUUAAAUCUGUCUCCUGCUGAUCUCAAUAUUUGCAUUUUUGUAAAUGUCAAGUAAAACAAAUCUAAAAAAUUUACUGCAAAAUAUUUUAUUUACCCGGGCAUUUUUUUUUUUGGUCUUGUUUGAGAAAAAAUUAAUCCUAUGGCUAUUAAAUGAGAAACAACAGCUGGGUCGAGAGCAUAACAGCCAACUGGUCAUGCAGUCCAGUUGUUUACAGUUUUGAUUCGCUCCAGUUCAUUGCAAAGUGAUAAUUAUCACACUAAUGCUCAGCUCUCUGCGGUGAGUCACAGUCUGAAAACCUGAUAGUCAAGGGGAAGUUGAGAUGGAAAGAACCUUUUAGAAGGAAAACGCUCAUUGCAACACAACAUGUCACCUCAACAUGCUCUCCUGGUGUAAGAGGACAGGUAUUCCCCUGGAUGAAGGCGGUUAGAGUCGUUAGUGGACAAACAAACUCUACAGAGGUCUAAGGAAUGGUCUUCUUCUGGUUUAUGAGGCUGUGUGGUCUGUCUGUGGGUCUCAUGAAGCUCUCAGUUGUAAACAGUGACAUACAAAUGGAUAUCUAAUAGAGAAAUUAAAAAUGUGUUUACAGUAAGAUGGAAAAUAAUCUAAGAUGUACAAUAUAUGCUGGUGCUCUUAAACAGUGCACCUGCUGAGAAUUUCCUUACUAGAGAAGGACACACCUCCUGCACCCAGAGGGCUAGAUGUAUGGUCUCAGGCCUGGUCGACUCCUCACUCAAGUUCUCGUUUACACUUGAAGCAGAUCAUGUCCAGAGUGGAGGUGUUCAGAGAAGCCAACCUUCGCUCUCUGCUGCGCGAGCUGCGUACUGACAUAGCGAUGGCUGUGGAUGACCCUUUUCCUAUUGUGUAUGGUUUAGCAGACAAAAACAUCAUCACUGAACAACAGCUGCAGGAUACUCUUAAAAAGGAAGGUAGUGAGGGAAUUCACAAAGCCAUGUACUCCCUCCUGUCCUGGCUGUCGGACCAGAGCAGAUCAACUCUCCAAGCUUUCUGGAGCAACUUAUCAAAGGACUACAACAUGGACAGCUACCCAAAGCUAAAGACACUUCUCACUAACCUGAAAACCGAAAGGGACGCUCCAAGGUUCAAAGCUAAAAACAGAUCCUCUGGUGGAGUCAAAGCUUCUCACAGCAAGAAGAGGAGCCAUGAGGACAGGGGGACAAAUGUUCAGCAUUCAGAGUAUCAUGCCCAGACAAGUGAUGGAACAGUGAAUAAAGUCAAGCUGUACAGAGUGAAGAGCGAAGCUGGAGCUCUGCAGCUACCAUCUGGAAACAGUCUGCAGAUAGCAUCUUCCUCUGUUCAGAGAGGGGUAGUCCUUUCCUCUUCUUCAUCCUCCUCCUCUUCAGAUCUGCCAUUAAGCCACGAUAAAAAAGAAAACAUACAAAUCAAACAGGAGUAUACUGCAUUGGAUGGGUCAAUCAGAAAGUGCAUUAAAGUUGCUGAAAGUUUCCACUCAUAUAGUUUAGCAGAGAAGUCCAAUGAAGAAAAGUCAAAAUCUUCGAGUGCCAAGUUUAUCCAGCAGGGGGAGACAAACAUAAUCAUGAUACACUCUAAUGAAGAUGAGUGUGCAGUCUGUAAGGAUGGCGGGGAGUUGAUUUGCUGUGACGGCUGUCCUCGAGCCUUUCAUCUGACCUGCCUCAACCCUCCGCUCACUUCAAUACCCAGUGGCUCUUGGCAGUGUGAGUGGUGUUGUGGGUUAAGAGUAAAACAAGAAUGUGCUCUACAACCUGUACAGGUUUUCCCCACCCAGCCUCAACAAACAAGCAUAAACUCCACGAACUCCAUCUCAGACAACUGCUUCUACCCUGCUUUGUCAUCCUCCCUCAGAAGUGUAACAGACUCUGUCAAAGUGUCGAAUGGCAAAAACCAGUGCUCAGGUGGAGAGCUGCUUGCCAUGAGGGAGGUAUGUGGUGUUUGUCACCUUGGAGGAGACCUGACUCACUGCCUUCAGUGUUUAAAGCAUUUCCAUGCACGCUGCCACUUUUCCAAAGGGAUAUCCGUCUGCCUGUCCUGUUCCAGACCUUGGAGCAGCUCUGCAGAGAAAGAAACUGAGCCCAGAGGCAUACAGCCUUCACCAACAGUCCAGAACCCAUUCAGUCAAGAUCAGAGCACUUCCUUCUCUGAACCAGUCAUCAAUAAGGACGAACUUGACUCCAUCCUGGGAGAUCAGAGCUCCAUUGAUGGCCUGUUGCAAUGGGCCUUCCACAACAUCUCUAGGCCUCUUCCAGACUCUCAGGGAUGCUACAAGUAAAAGAUAAUGAUGCACUCAGCAUUAUAAAACAGGAAUGGUAAAUUAAUCCCUAGCCAACUGAAAUGAGAUGAUAUUAAGAAUAACUCAAAAGUCGCAGCCUGUCUACCGCUUUAAUUUAAAAAUACAUGUUAAGUGUUGUUUUUAUGAUUGAUCAGUUUGUUUUAAAUCAUUUAAUAAAAUUUUUCCAUCCCACUUA
Girardinichthys multiradiatus is the source of this 3312-nucleotide messenger RNA. It is a transcript of the gene aire, whose product is annotated as autoimmune regulator. The record is from RefSeq and is a predicted model, not a curated record. Gene Ontology annotation, molecular function: DNA-binding transcription factor activity, RNA polymerase II-specific; translation regulator activity; DNA binding. Lineage: Eukaryota; Metazoa; Chordata; Actinopteri; Cyprinodontiformes; Goodeidae. Gene Ontology annotation, cellular component: cytoplasm; nucleus. Bases 1611 to 3116 code for a protein of 501 amino acids. The transcript has 13 exons. Gene Ontology annotation, biological process: regulation of transcription by RNA polymerase II; humoral immune response.